AUGGCCACCGCGGGCCAGUUCGGCGAGAUACCUUUGGAAUACACCUACUGGACUCCCAUCGAAACGGGCAUACCGGCUCCCGGGCCUGUCUAUCUGCCCCCUCCGGAGUUUAUCGGGGUAUUCCUGCCCCCGCCGGUCCCCGUCCUGGAAGUUCCAGACCCGCUAGCUCCGUACGCCGUUGACGCGGCGGCGAGUGCCGCCCGACUUCAGAAGCUCCUCCGGCUUCCCCCGUCGUACCCGUGGACUCCUGGUCCCACACUUCCCACUGAUGACGUGGCAUAUGGCCGCGGGUUCGGCUACACAACGCCACCGCUGCCACUGUGGAUAAAGCCAGCCUUCGUCUAUGGCCCUGCUCCGAACGUGUACGUGCCACGCCCAACCCUGGAGCCAGUCGUCCCUGCAACCACAAUGGCACCUUUCACAACCCCUGCUUGGAACCCGCCACCACCGGUGCGACGUCGCGCACCACAGUUCCGGAAUGGAAAUGGUCCAACGCCUCCGCCAGCAGGCGGACGACGUACCCGGGAGUCCCCGGGCGUGCGGCCCCCGUCCGCACCAAGCGAGACAACCGAGACAGCAGUCGGAGCCAGCGACUCCCGCGAAUUCUCGCCAGACCUACCGGCUGAACCGGAUUCGGAUAUCGCUGACCAGCUUUUGCAGAAGAAAAAAGAGUGCGAGUCGAAGGCCGAGCCGGCAGACGACACCGCUGAACCGGAAAAGGAAGCGGCAGAGAAGCCGAGCACGAGCCAGGCCAGCAACGAUCCAGGCGACAACGCCGUACGCCCGAAGCUUACCCGCGUCUAUAGUGCCGCUACACUGAAGAGUCUGAACGUCGGAGGACGCGGGCAUGGCUCACAGAUUGGGGAAAGGGGCAAGGCCGCCCAAUCAGAGCCACGCAUCGAGUACUGCUGGCCCGAUGAAACUCCUUGCAAGGAAAAAGAGGAGCCCGUGGCCCCAGCUUACCUGCGCGCCGCCAGGAGCAACGCUCAGGCGAAGCCGACUGUGCCGCCACGUGCCAAGUCGAGCAUGCAGGACGGCCGUAAGCAGGGCUCGCCACGUGACCGUGGUCCGCGACGCCGCAACUCGGUAACUGCCUGGUGA
Rhipicephalus sanguineus (brown dog tick) is the source of this 1101-nucleotide messenger RNA. RefSeq lists its product as uncharacterized. The transcript has a single exon. Bases 1 to 1101 code for a protein of 366 amino acids. The record is from RefSeq and is a predicted model, not a curated record. NCBI's taxonomy places the organism in Eukaryota, Metazoa, Arthropoda, Arachnida, Ixodida, Ixodidae.